Molecule: messenger RNA, 522 nt
Organism: Peronospora belbahrii
Lineage: Eukaryota; Oomycota; Peronosporomycetes; Peronosporales; Peronosporaceae
Source: the annotation of a GenBank genome assembly
AUGACAAAAGUGCGCGGCGUGUGGCGGGUCACCAUUGUUAUCUGUGGAGAGGCAGAAGACACAGGACGACGUUCCUUCUCCUUUCCAGAAUCAACUUCGUCUCCUGCAUUGAAAAGGACAUUAUUCACAAACUUGUACAAGGACGCACCAAGAGAUUUGGUCACGUAUUUAAAUGAUCAGAUGAGUGUAAUUCAUCAAGAGAAACUCGAGAUAGAAUAUGGUCGAGGACAGGGGUAUAUUGUAACGCUACCAUUGCCUAGCUCGAAGUUAAAGGCUGAAGUGGAAGGAGCAGAUGUGAUUAUCAAUGAGUUAAAGCGGAGAAUGUCGUCUAUGGCCGAGAAAUGGGACAUAGAGAAAGCAGAAGAAGUAGAAGACUCAAAUGUGGUAAAGGAGUUGAUUAGUAAAGGCGAUACAUUAUUGAAUAAUGAACAAGAAGAAGAAGAAAAAUCGACUGGAGAUGACGCCACAGAUAUGGCAAUGAUGAUUCGGCUCAAACAAUACUAUCAAAAACUGGAAUCAUAG